This is a messenger RNA of Hemicordylus capensis (graceful crag lizard), 3595 nucleotides long. It is a transcript of the gene SENP1, whose product is annotated as SUMO specific peptidase 1. Gene Ontology annotation, molecular function: deSUMOylase activity. The transcript has 19 exons. Gene Ontology annotation, cellular component: nucleus. The record is from RefSeq and is a predicted model, not a curated record. Gene Ontology annotation, biological process: protein desumoylation. The coding region runs from base 298 to 2184 and encodes 628 amino acids. NCBI's taxonomy places the organism in Eukaryota, Metazoa, Chordata, Lepidosauria, Squamata, Cordylidae.
GAGAGAACCCGCAAGGCGCUUCCGUUUCCGGUUGCUUUGACGUUCCCGCCUCUUCGAAUCCGGUCUGAAAGAAAUAAAGAAAGGAAGAAAGACGCCUCAGCUGGGUGCGUCAGAGUCGCGCUUCUCCUUUCCCCGCUUCGGUUUCUUCUGCUUCGGCCGUCGUCUUCGUUUCCGUUUUUCAGGAAAUACCAUUGCCUCGCCCUCAAGCCACUGAAACUUUUCUCCUGCCCUUCUGACUUAGGAAAUGAGGUACCUGAAGCUUAUGUCACCUGAGUCAGUUAUGUGAGCAGUGUAGAAAUGGAUGAAACUGCUGAUUUUAUGAAGAUGGAUGCUGGAGACUAUGUAUUAGCUAAUCACACUUCUGUAUUCAAGACCUUUCCUCUACAACAAAAUGCUCUCUCAGGGGAUCAACUUCCAGUGUCUGGCAACAAGUUUGUACCAAACAAGUUUAGCAGUUUGGAGAGACCUUUCACUUGUUCAACUGGAAAUGCCUCCUGUAGUCUUAAUUACUGUUCAGAAGUUCCAUCCCCGGAGAGCUAUCAAGCAGCAAGCAUGCUAAGAACAUUUGAAACAACUGCCAAUGGACAGUGGAGGAGCUGUGUUCCUACUCUGGGUCCUGCUUUGCAGAAGCCUAGAGCAAGUCGGAGUGCAUAUUUUGAAACUCGCAAAAGCUCGAGCGGAACACCAAAUUCCUUUGUAGGGAAAUCAAACCACCAUUGCCACAUUUCUGCCUAUGAAAAAUCCUUUCCAAUUAAGCCUGUUAACAGUCUGUCAUGGAGUGCUUCAUGUCGUCGGAAUUUACUAAGCCCCAAAAAAUCCCAGAGGAGAUUCAUCAGUACGGCAGAAGAGACAGUUCGAGAGGAAGAGAAAGAAAUCUACAGGCAGCUGCUUCAAAUGGUUACAGGGAAAAAAUUCUCGACCUCCAAGUCAUCUUCACUGUUGCCUCUCCACCUGCCCAGAUAUGCAGGUUUCACUAAAAACCUUGUGAAAGAAACUGAAAAUAAAAGUAGGAUACCAUCUGAAGUUUAUGGCAUCACUCCAGUUAAUCGGUCAACCGAUGUUCUCAGGACUCAGGGACAGCCUUCUUAUAAACCACUGCCACACCCUAUGCAUAGUUAUCCCUCACGCGUUACCUUUGAGCCCAAGGACACCAGUACACCAGUUCAGCAAAAUAAUCUACCAUCAUCAGAUGUGCAGCCUAAAGGAUCCGACUCUGUCAUCAUGCUCAAUGGCCAAGACUACAAAUCUCCAGCUCCAAGCAUCCCUUUCUUUGAGGCUGAGUUGUGGAUCAAAGAACUGACAAGUGUGUACGAUUCUCGAGCCCGUGAGAGAUGGCGGCAGAUAGAGGAGCAGAAAGCUUUGGCAUUGCAACUGCAGAGCCAGAGACUACAGAAGCAGGAGUUUUCUGUACCUGAUUCAGUAGACUUGCAUCUGCGAGUACCUCUUGAGAAGGAGAUUCCUGUCACGAUUAUCCCAGAAAAUGCCAAGACAGUUGAUGCUGACGAGUUCCCCGAUAUUACAGAGGAAAUGGACAGGGAAAUAAAGAGUGUUCUACGAAGUGGGAACCAGGAUGAGGUGCUCAGUGAAGCUUUCCGAUUAACAAUAACUCGAAAAGACAUCCAAACCUUGAACAACCUCAACUGGCUCAAUGAUGAGAUAAUCAACUUCUACAUGAAUAUGCUGAUGGAGAGAAGUAAACAGAAGGACUUUCCAACUGUACAUGCAUUUAACACAUUUUUCUUCACCAAGUUGAAAACUGCUGGGUAUCAAGCUGUGAAACGUUGGACUAAAAAAGUGGAUAUAUUCUCUGUAAACAUCUUGUUGGUGCCUAUUCACCUUGGUGUCCACUGGUGCUUAGCAGUCAUAGACUUCAGGAAGAAUACCAUCACUUACUAUGAUUCAAUGGGUGGAAGUAAUAGUGAAGCUUGCAAGAUACUGUUGCAGUACCUAAAGCAGGAAAGCCUGGACAAAAAGCGAAGGGAAUUUGAUUCCAAUGGCUGGAUGCUGCUGAGUAAAAGGAGCCAGGAAAUCCCGCAACAGAUGAAUGGCAGUGACUGUGGGAUGUUUGCCUGCAAAUAUGCUGACUGCAUUACCAAAGACAAACCAAUCAAUUUCACUCAGCAACAUAUGCCUUAUUUCCGAAAACGGAUGGUCUGGGAGAUCCUCCAUCGCAAGCUUCUGUGAUUUCAUGCCAGACACAGGACCACCCUUCAGAGACUGAACUAGGCCUUUGCCCUCCUCUGCUAUCCCCGAUGCGGACUGCGUGGGUUUCCCCACUGACACAAGACUCUGUACAAUACAUUUUUGUGGAUUUUAAAAUAUAUAUUAUAUAUAUAUAUUUUAUUUCAUGGACCAGUGUGCUGUGGAAUUCUCUCAGAAGCACACUUCCCUGUUUUUUGUAUUUUGAAACCUUAUUUUUACAAGCAAUUUUAGGAGUUCAGUUUUGACCUCCAAGGAGUUCUCUCCACAGUCUCUGCCCUUUUCCAGAUGGCUGAUUUGUACAAACAUCUUAAGACUUGCUAAGCUUCAUUUGGAGUGUGUGUGGGGCUAAAGCAUUUGCAUGGUUGUACUGUGUCUCCCCUGACUGGAGAAAAGUUAACUCCACAGUGCUCAGUAGAGGCAGUGCUGUUGUCUUUUCUGUAGCAAAAAGUGUAAAGCAUGGAAGUAAAAUGCACGGGUACGUGUGUCUUCAAAACCCGUGUGUGUGUGUCUGGGAAAUCUGAUAUGCCCAGGUUCCCUAGACAAGUCUGCAUAUAUGUUUUACUUCUGCUCUUCAUGUGUUGGCUGUGUCCCACAGCAACUGUAAUUUGUAGCACUGCCCUUAGUUUGUUGAAUGAUAUGAUGACUAGGUGAGAAUGGAAGCUCUAAUAAACACCAGCACAUAAGAAGCAGCUUGCUGCCUUUCUCCCAUGACAUAACCUUCCCUUCCCUUCCAUUCUGUAGCAGGGCAUGGGACAUGAAAGGUUAACAAUCCUCUUUUCACAGAUGCUCAAGCAAGGGGCCUUCCUAGCAUUCAGAAUCUAUUCUCUUAGUGGAUCUUUCAUUAACUCUCCUUUAACUCAAAACCUAGGGCCAACUGCCUGUCUAUUGGAAAGAUGAGAUAUUUAUCUGCAAAGACAUGCUGCACUGAGAGUCUUUCUCUUAGGUGCCGCCUCCAUUAUGGCCUCUCACUGGCAGACUGUGUGUGUAUGGAAUCUGAUCGAGCAGGGAAGGGUAGACUUGAGAGUUGCAGGUCACUUCUGGGGCCCUGUUCAUUGUGCUCAAAUGCCUGGGGUCAGCCCUAUAAAAGCCAGCAUCCCCACCCAACCAUAUACUUAGCCUGUUCUCAGAAUCUAAGGAGAUCCUGAACUUAGGAAGGACUGUUCCAUUGUGUUCUUGAGUCAAUAGGAGUUGCAAGCAAACUAAGCAGCUAUAGGUUGAAUGGGUGCUUAUCUGACAAAGGAGAGUGGAGCAGUUGUUGAUCAUCAAGCUCUUUGUGGAAUUUAGGUACAAUAAGACUUGUUUAAAGCUCUUUUAUAAUUGUUUUUAUACCGUAUAUAUUUAUAAGCCUUUCCCAAUGGUGCAGUGAACAAAUAAACAUCUGUUGGGUUUUGCA